Molecule: messenger RNA, 1021 nt
Organism: Argentina anserina (silverweed cinquefoil)
Lineage: Eukaryota; Viridiplantae; Streptophyta; Magnoliopsida; Rosales; Rosaceae
Exons: 7
Coding region: 87-821 (244 amino acids)
Source: RefSeq, a predicted model, not a curated record
AACGAGAAACCUUCGGACUCACGGUCACUCACCCGUUUCUUGCUUGUUCUCCCUGAAACGACGACGUUUUGGGUGUUGCUAGCAGAAUGUUCGGUAUUUCAUACGGCGAGCUCUUUCUCUUGAUCGGCGCCGCCGCCGCGUUAGUCGGACCCAAGGAUUUGCCUCGGAUUGCGAGAAUGGCGGGGCGGUUGACGGGUCGGUCAAUCGGGUAUGUCCAGUUAGCUCGGGGCCAAUUCGACAGUGUGAUGCAGCAGUCUCAAGCUCGUCAGGUUCAAAAGGAACUGCAAGAUGCAUUGUCACAGUUGGAUUCGAUUCGUUAUGAGGUGAGAAGUCUGUCGCUUAUGAACCCGGGUCCUAUGACUCGAAAACUGAUGGAUGAUGCUGCUGAGGGACUUGCUCCUCCACAUGAUGAUGGGGUCACGAGCUCGAUUGAGAGUCGCAAGGAGGAAGUGAAGCCGACGACUAGUGUGAUCAAGCAGGGUAGUGUUAACUUCAGGACAUCAGAAUCAGUUAAUUUGCAUACGCAAGGCACUGCGUCUGAAUCACUUAAUUUGCAUACACAAGCCACGGCGUAUGCCAGACUGGCUGAAUCGGCCGCUGUGGAAGCUGGCUCUUUGAAAAGUAGCGAAGAGAAAGAGAGCCUUCUUGAUGAAAGUGGCCUUUUUGCUGUUCUCCCGAUUUCAGCUGAAAGUGCUGGAAUGCUACCAAAACGCAAGGAAAAUGUUGAAGGAUCAGACCUUGUGCUGGAAGCAGUGGUUGAAGCAGAGGUAGCACGUAAUGCCAAAGAUUUCUUUUCACAGCCUGAAAACCAAAUAAAAUGAACUGAACAGGUUGAACUGAGAUUCCUUAAUAUGUAGAGAAGAGAUGUUUUUCCGCAUCCACAUUGCAAGGAAACCUUUCGUCCAGUAAUUCCUUCUGCAGUUUACUGUGAGUAUAUUUGUAGUUCACAGUCAGUAAUGCAGGUGCCACUUCUGAAUUUGUAUAUAAUUUCUUAAUAUAUAAAAAUGUUUUAGUUUUGCUU